Messenger RNA from Metarhizium brunneum ARSEF 3297, 1617 nucleotides. RefSeq lists its product as uncharacterized. Gene Ontology annotation, molecular function: transmembrane transporter activity. Lineage: Eukaryota; Fungi; Ascomycota; Sordariomycetes; Hypocreales; Clavicipitaceae. Gene Ontology annotation, cellular component: membrane. The record is from RefSeq and is a predicted model, not a curated record. Gene Ontology annotation, biological process: transmembrane transport.
AUGAGCUCAUCAGGCCCGUCUCACGAAAUGUCCAAGCCCGGCAUCAUGGAUACGGACCAUGCUGGCAUUGGUCGUGACCAAGAGAUGGGCAGGGAGGAGCCGGAUCAACGACACAGGUCGACGUGGGAAGAUGCCCGCAACAUGCGUCGAAUGGGCAGAACCCAGGAACUGGUUCGGCAUUUCCGCUCGUGGUCCAUGGUAUCAUUCGUCGCCCUUGCAACCUCUGCGUGGGAGCUGACACUAUUCGGAAUCACGCCAGGCCUCACCGACGGCGGACGGCCUGUUCUGGUGUACGGCUUUCUCUGGAACUUUGUCGGCUUCGUCCCAGUCUAUCUCAGCAUGGCCGAAAUGGCCAGUAUUGCGCCCAUAGCUGGCGCUCAGUAUCACUGGGUCAGCGAGUUUGCCCCAGACAGGUACCAAAAGAUCUUGAGCUACGUGACGGGAUGGACCUCGACGCUUGCCUGGCAGGCUGGCAACGCCCAAGGCCUGUUCAUCGUCGGUUCGCUUGUACAGAGCGUCAUCGCAAUAAAUGACGGCACCUACUCGCCGGCCAACUGGCAUGGAACCCUUCUCGUCAUGGCCAUGACGGCUAUUGCGCUCUGCGCCAACGUCUUUGCCGCCAGACUGCUGCCGUAUUGGCAAAACGUCGUCUUUGUUGUUCACAUCUUGGCCUACUUUGGUUUUCUGGCUGCCGUCUGGGUCAACGCUCCGAGGGUCGAGUCGAGCCGAGUUUGGUCAGGCUUUGAAAACUCCGGAGGCUGGCCAAGCUUGUCAUUGGCCGUCUUGAUUGGCCAGAUGCCCGGAAUCACAGGACUCGUGGGUGUUGAUACGGCGGCGCACAUGUCAGAGGAAGUGAGAGACGCGGCAAAGAGCAUCCCAAGAGUCAUGCUCAUCACUUUUGCCAUCAACUUCACGCUGACCUUUGUCACGCUGGUGACUCUUUCGUAUCACAUAUCCAGUGUGACGGACGCGCUCGGCGAUGACACCACGUACCCGGCAAUCUACGUUUUGCGGAGGUCAAUGUCGCUGCCGUGGCUGAAUUUUAUGCUCGUCGUCAUUGUGCUUCUCCUCAUGCUUGGCAACCUGUCGUACUUGACCGCUGUCAGCCGUGACCUAUUUGCUUUUGCGCGCGACCGAGGGAUCCCUUUCUCGGGGUGGAUCGCACGCGUUGACAAGAAGCGAAGCAUCCCGACAAAUGCUUGCAUUCUGUCGGCGGGCGUGAGUGCGUGUCUUAGUCUGAUUUACAUUGGAAGCCCAGUCGCCUUCUACGCUCUCACCUCGCUUUGCAUCGUGUCCCUGCUGCAGUGCUACUCGCUGAGCAUUGGGUGCAUGCUAUAUCGACGCGUCUGCCACCCCGAGACAAUACCCUACGCCCAUUUCUCUCUGGGGAGAUACGGAGUGCCCAUCAAUGCAGUUGCGGUGCUUACGACCACGUGGGGUUUCUUCUGGUGUUUCUGGCCACAAGUGUAUCCGGUUACUGCGCCUGGUUUCAACUGGGCAUCGCCCAUAUUUGUUUCGGCGUUGAUUGUUGCCAUGGUGUAUUACGCCUUUCGAGGACGGCACAACUACCACGGCCCCGUUGUUUUGGUUCAAGGUCGGAGGAGGCAAGUGUCUUGA